This is a messenger RNA of Impatiens glandulifera, 1069 nucleotides long. RefSeq names its product dof zinc finger protein DOF5.8-like. The coding region runs from base 291 to 920 and encodes 209 amino acids. Gene Ontology annotation, biological process: regulation of DNA-templated transcription. Gene Ontology annotation, molecular function: DNA-binding transcription factor activity; DNA binding. The transcript has a single exon. Lineage: Eukaryota; Viridiplantae; Streptophyta; Magnoliopsida; Ericales; Balsaminaceae. The record is from RefSeq and is a predicted model, not a curated record.
UAUAUAGAGAGAGACAGAUAUAGAGAUAGAUAUAGAGAGAGAAAGUGCUAUGUAUGUAUGUUUCGAGCCGACUGAAAAAUGCCGCGGAAUAACAGAGCUCUGCAAAACUUGUUUCCUGUAAUUCGUCGGUCGGUGCGUCAGAAACCCUUCAGAACUACAGAAUCUCUUUCUCUCUCUCUUUCUCUCUCCUUCUCUCUCUAUAUACAUAUCAAUCUCUCUACUAUAAAUACACACACCAAUCUUCUCUCAAUCUUCAAACAAACCCUUUCCCUUAAAAAAAUCCUCUCAAAAUGCCAUCAUCAAAUUCAUCCGACCGCCGCCAACCACGGCCCCAUCUCACCGGCGCACCUCCACAAGAACCCGAUCACUUACCAUGUCCUCGUUGCGACUCAACCAACACCAAGUUCUGUUACUACAACAACUACAACUUCUCUCAGCCACGUCAUUUCUGCAAGUCCUGUCGCCGUUACUGGACUCACGGCGGCGCCCUCCGCGACAUUCCCGUCGGAGGUGGUAGUCGCCGAAACACGAAGCGUUCUCGCACCUUUACCCUCCCCAUAGUCUCCUCUGCCGCCGCCGCAUCUGUUAUGUCCUCCGAUUCCCCUGUUUUUGCCGGGGAGAUGAAGCUUGAACAGAAUGGUAUUGGGCCGUUUAGUUCUUUUUUGGGAUCUCAAGGCCCAGGUAUAUUAGCUCUUGAUGGGCUUGGUCUUGGACUUGGAUUUUUUCUUGGGUCUGGUUAUGAGAAUAUGGGGUUUGGAGUUGGGACUAGAGCGAUUUGGCCCUUCACUAACGGGAUCAUGGAUAACGGUAACGGAGGAGGAGUAGGGUUGGUUGGGAACACGUGGCAGAUGGAGGGAGGAGGAGGAGGUGUAGAGAGUGGGCUGAUGAGUGGUGGAGAUUGCUUUACAUUUCCUAAGUGAACUUUUAUGAUAUUUUAAUUUGAUGCAUUUUGGUUUGGACUUUUUCUUUUAUUAAGCAGUUGGAUGUAUUUCAUUGUCUAAAUUUUGGGUUAUUGUCAAAUGUGGAGGAAACAAAAAAGUUUUAGGGUUUAAUUUGAUAGUUUUCAAAG